AUGCUUAAAUCCACAUACACUCCUCCACCACCCCUUCCUCCAGGGUGGACGGAGCACCGAGCACCUACCGGCCAUUUGUACUUUUACAACACAGCUACAAAACAAUCGACAUAUAAUAGGCCUACUGCGCAAGCUGUGCCGACAGUCAACGAACCAUCAUCAGCACCCUCGGUCUACUCGCCCGAAACACUGCCACCUUUUUCCUCGACACCAUAUGGCCCCGCAAGCUACCAGCCCGGGUCAACACAGUACGGUCAGCACCAGUCGCAACGCGGUCAGGGUCGUGGUGCAUUCCGCGGGGGAAAAGGAUAUCAAGACCGUGGCCGACGGGAGCCCCAAGACCGGCCCAAGUCCAAGCACCUCAUUCCUGACUGUGGGCCGUGGGUUCUCGUAAAAACCAAGUUAGGCCGCCGGUUCGUGCAUAACCCCGAGACCAACGAGAGUCUCUGGAAAUUUCCUCAGGAUGUACUAAAGGCCGUCACUGAAUAUGACCGACUGGAGCGCGAAAGAAAGGCAAGGAUCGAGCGCGGCGAGGAGCCCGAUGAACCGCAGAAAGCCGAGGCACCAGCUAUUGCGCCUACUGCUGCCGAUACCACAACUGAGACAGAACUCAAUGCAGCAGCGCAAGCUCCAGAGGGUUUGGAAGAUAGCGAUGAAUACGAAGAGGUGGAGGUGACAGAUAGUGAAGAUGAGGAAAGUCAGCCGUCAAAGCGUGUGCGCACUGAGAGCGAAGAUGCAGAAAACAAGGCUGUCGAAUUCACUGAGGAUGACUUUGCAUACCAACUAGCCGCCAUGGAACAAGGCGAACCAGACGAACCAGACCAAGCUGUCGAAUUCACCGAGGAUGACUUUGCAUAUCAACUAGCCGCCAUGGGCGAUAAGCAGGGAUUGAAUCCUGACGAAUAUGGCGAGUUUGGAGAAGGUGAUUGGGAAGAAUCCCAGGGCCUUCCGCUGAGCGAAGCUGAUGCAGAAGCCCUCUUCCGUGAUCUGCUGGACGACUACAACAUCAAUCCUUUCUCACCAUGGGAAAGUAUCAUUGAGGAAGGUCGUAUCCUCGAGGACUCCAGAUACAAUGCGCCCUCGACCAUGAAAAUUAAACGUGAAAUAUUUUCGAAAUGGAGCAAAGACCGUGCCAAGGACGUUCAAGAGCGCAAGAAGGCCCAGGAAAAGAAAGACCCACGAAUAAAAUACCUGGCUUUCCUUCAGGAAAAUGCGACUCCAAAGCUAUACUGGCCCGAGUUUAAGCGCAAAUUCCGGAAAGAACCAGAAAUGAAGGACUCGCAGCUUCAUGACAGAGAUCGAGAAAAGUUUUACCGUGACUACAUCUCCCGUCUCAAGGCUUCUGAGAGCACACGGAAAUCAGAUCUUUCUGCCCUGCUCAAAUCUGCACCAUUACAUGCUCUGAACCAUUCGUGCAGCCUCGAAACUCUCCCCACGGUCAUUGUAACCGAUGUUCGAUACAUUGCACUAUCGCCCAAAGUCCGCGAUCCCUUGAUUGAGACAUAUAUAUCUACAUUACCCCCCGCACCAGAGGUGGAGUUAUCUCCCGAACAGCAAGAAGAACUCGCACGGAAGCGAAGGGAACGCGAGAAGCGCGAGAAGGCGCUUGUGGAUCGUGAGAAACGAGUUGAAGAAGAUAAGCGCAGACAACGUGGUGAGCUCGUGCGCGGCAAACACCUUCUCAAAGAAGGAGAAGCCGAAAUUGCAGAGGCCAUGAGAGUGAGUAAAGACGGACUGCGCAGCCACAUGGAAGUGGAUAACAUGCCCGCAGACGAGCAACAGAAAACUACUAGUCAAUAA
Molecule: messenger RNA, 1800 nt
Organism: Penicillium verhagenii
Lineage: Eukaryota; Fungi; Ascomycota; Eurotiomycetes; Eurotiales; Aspergillaceae
Exons: 2
Coding region: 1-1800 (599 amino acids)
Cellular component (GO): nucleus
Molecular function (GO): transcription coregulator activity; RNA polymerase binding
Source: RefSeq, a predicted model, not a curated record